AUGGGUAGUGAACAAUCAUCUUUAGCUGAUUCAUUUGAUUCAGCUAAUAUAUCAAUUAAUCGUUACAAUCGAAAUCGUCGACAAAAAUUUUAUUCUAUACCAACAAGAAGACAUUAUUCAUUAUCAAAUGUUAAAUAUCAACAACGUUUUGAUGAUAAUCUAUCAACAAUAUCAACUAAGUUUUCGACAGAUUCACUAUCGACAAAUAUUGGUUAUAGUAAAUUUACUAUACCUGAAGAAUUUCCAGUAGAACAAUUAUAUGAUAUUUAUAUGCAAAAACAUGCUUUGGAUGAUUUGGCUUUUGCUAUUGAAUUUAAAAGUAUUCCCAAUUUUGAGGAAUUACCAUGUACAGCUGCAACUCGAGCAAUUGUUUCAUCAAAAAAUCGUUUUCUUAAUAUUUUACCUAUUGAUGCUACACGAGUUAUUCUUAGUCUAUUAAAUGAUGAUCCAGCUACAGAUUAUAUCAAUGGAAAUUAUAUUUCGGGUUAUAAAUGUCCCAAUAAAUUUAUUGCAACACAAGGUCCAAAAUCUGAUACAUGUGAAGAUUUAUGGCGUAUGAUAUGGGAACUUAAAAUAAAAUCUGUUGUUAUGUUAACAAAUGUUAUUGAAGGUGCAUCACGAAUGACAAAAUGCCAUCAAUAUUGGCCUGAACUUGAUCAAACAAUAACUUAUGGUUCAUAUCGUGUAACUUGUGUUGAUGUAAUAUCAAUAGGUGAUUAUGAUAAACGUUAUUUUCAAUUAGCUAAAAUAAAUACGAACGGAGAUAUAUCUUCACCAUCAUCAAUUGUUCCUAUUGAUGAUGCUGUAUCUUUAUCAACAAUAAGUUCAAUUAAUGAUGAUCAACAAUCACGUCUUGUUAUUCAAUAUCAUUAUACUCAAUGGAAAGAUAUGGAUGUUCCAAGUGAUUCUCAUACAUUACUUCAUUUAAUACAUGAAGUCAAUGAACAAACAAAUCCUGAACAAUAUCCUAUUGUUGUUCAUUGCACAGCUGGAGUUGGUCGUACAGGUACUUAUAUUGCAAUAGAUGCAAUGAUUGAUAAAAUAAAACAAGAAGGAAAAAUUAAUAUAUAUAAUUUUGUAUUACAAAUGCGACGUGAACGUAGUUUAAUGGUACAAACAGUGAGACAAUAUGUAUUUAUAUAUCGAUCAUUACUUGAAUAUUAUCUAUAUGGAAAUACAAGAAUUGAAGCAAAUAAAUUUCGAUCAACAUAUACAAAUUUAAAAAAACAUAAACAAAAUUUAUUAAUUUUAGAAUAUAAUAAAUUAUCAUUAUUACCUGUUGAAAAUGUUUCACAACGUGAUGCUUAUUUAGCGGAUAAUAUUGAUAAAAAUCGUCAUCCACAAAUAGUACCUUAUGAUCGUAAUCGUGUUUGUUUAAGUCGUAUACUCGGACAUCCAUACAUCAAUGGAUCAUUUAUUGAAGGUUAUUCUCAUGAAUGUUCAUUUAUUAUAACUCAAGAUCCAUUAUCAGAAACAAUUCAUGAAUUUUGGCGAAUGUUUAUUGAACAUGAUUCAAAUUGUAUUGUACAAUUACAUACAAUAACUGAUUCAUCUCCAAAAUGUCCAAUUUAUUAUCCAAAUGAUUUUGAUACAACAAUGAAAAUUGGUUCAACAACAUUAUUAAAAUUAAUACAAAAAGACGUAAUACAAGAAAAAAUGAUUAUAAGAGAAUUUUGUUUAACAGAUACACGUGAAGCAUUAUCAAAAACAAUUUAUCAUUUUGAAUAUCUUCUUCCUAUAAGUGCAAAUGAUGAAUUUGAGAAUGGACAAUGUUUACCAAGUAUUUUAACAAAUAGUUUAUUUGAUUUUAUUGGUUAUAUUAAUAAACGACAACAUACAACUAAUCAUGAUCGAUAUAUUACUGUUCAUUCCGGAAAUGGUGGUCCAUCUUGUUCAAUAUUUUGUAUGUGUGUUAUGCUAUUGGAUCAAUUGAAGAAUGAACAUGCUGUUGACAUAUUUCAACGUGUACGUGCCUUACAACGACAACGCGUUGCAAUGAUAACAUCUCUUGCUCAAUAUGAAUAUCUUUAUGAAAUGAUAUUAAAAUUUUUGGAAGAAUCUUUUGAUCUUGCCGCAGCUAAAUCUUCUCCGUCAUUAAACAACAGUGUGUAUGAUAAUAAUAUGAUUGAUCAAGAAGAUAUUCAUGAUCGCCUUUAG
This is a messenger RNA of Rotaria sp. Silwood2, 2157 nucleotides long. The record is from the annotation of a GenBank genome assembly. Lineage: Eukaryota; Metazoa; Rotifera; Eurotatoria; Philodinida; Philodinidae.